Messenger RNA from Solea senegalensis (Senegalese sole), 1762 nucleotides. It is a transcript of the gene stom, whose product is annotated as stomatin. The record is from RefSeq and is a predicted model, not a curated record. The transcript is spliced from 9 exons. Bases 142 to 1023 code for a protein of 293 amino acids. Gene Ontology annotation, cellular component: plasma membrane. Lineage: Eukaryota; Metazoa; Chordata; Actinopteri; Pleuronectiformes; Soleidae.
GCCACGCCCACUUCAGCACCAGUAGAGACAGAAGCAGACUGCACGGUGUCUGUCUUCUUCACGGUGUCUGUCUUCUUCACGGUGUCUGUCUUCUUCACAGUGUCCUCACAGUGUCCUCAGCUUUGACUUUUCUCAGUCUCAAUGCAGAACGAAGAAUUAACCAUGAAAGAAAGCCGAAGACGAGAGCAUCAGUCAGGUCCGAGCAGAGUGGGUUUACAUGACGGUGAAGCUCUGGAGAGUGCAGACUCUGACAUCGGCAUGUGUGGCUGGCUGCUGGUGGGGUUCUCCCUCCUCCUCAUGCUGCUCACCCUCCCCAUCUCCAUAUGGAUGUGCAUUAAGAUUGUGAAGGAGUAUGAGCGAGCCAUUAUCUUUCGCCUGGGACGCAUUCUGAGGGGAGGAGCCAAAGGACCAGGAUUGUUCUUCAUCUUGCCCUGCACUGACAGCUUUAUUAACGUGGACAUGCGCACCAUCACCUUCGAUAUUCCACCACAAGAGGUUCUGACCAAAGACUCGGUGACGGUGAGUGUGGACGGUGUGGUGUAUUACCGCGUCCAGAAUGCUACGCUGGCUGUAGCUAACAUCACCAACGCUGACGCUGCCACGCGACUGUUGGCUCAGACCACGCUCAGGAACGUGCUGGGAACCAAGAACCUGUCAGAGAUCCUGUCUGACCGCGAGGAGAUCGCACACAGCAUGCAGUCUUCUCUGGACGACGCCACAGACGAUUGGGGGAUCAAGGUGGAGCGUGUGGAGAUCAAAGAUGUGAAGCUUCCUCUUCAGCUGCAGAGGGCGAUGGCAGCUGAGGCCGAGGCCAGCCGUGAGGCCAGAGCCAAGGUGAUCGCAGCAGAAGGGGAGAUGAAAGCCUCCCGCGCCCUGAAGGAGGCGUCGCUGGUCAUCGCUGAGUCUCCGUCCGCUCUGCAGCUGCGUUACCUGCAGACCCUCAACACCAUCGCUGCUGAGAAGAACUCCACCAUCAUCUUCCCUCUGCCGCUGGAGAUGAUGCAGGCCUUCAUCAAGAACUGAUGAGUCAGCACACACACACACACACGCACGCACACACAGGCCUUCAUCAAGAACUGAUGAGUCAGCACGCACACACACACACACACACACACACACACACAGGCCUUCAUCAAGAACUGAUGAGUCAGCACGCGCACAGACACACAGGCCUUCAUCAAGAACUGAUGAGUCAGCACGCACAGCACACACACACACACAGACACACACAGACACACACAGACACACAGACACACAGACACACACACAGGCCUUUUAAGCAUGUCUCUUUAUAAUUAUAAAUGUGACUUAAAAUGUUGUUUCAUUUCAACACACACACACACUAACGGCAGAGAAGCAGCUUUCUUAUCAUUAUUAUUAUUAUUUUUAUUAUUAUUACUACUUGUGACCAGUUUGAAGUCUGUUUGUCUUCAAGAAAAAAACUCAAAUCACCAAAGACUUUGUGUCACAUGAUCUGUGACUGUCACUCAUGCAGAGUCGGCCUCAGCAAACUCCAUUUCAACAUUUUAAAGAUAUCUUUAUAUAUCUUUAGUUAUUUGGUUUCAUUUUGUAGUUUAAUUCCAGUUCAGUAUCACCACACUUGUGCUUCACUUUGAAUAUGAACGUGUGAAUUAAUACUAGGACAGUGUUGUGAUGUUCACCCUCCUGUGACCAUGACAGGAUGUGGCAUGCGUACUUCUCAUUACCAUAACUUCUCAUUGAAAAUUCAAAAACUGCCGGGAAACACGUAGAAAUAGAGCUU